ACGCGUGACUCAAUAAUGUUUUAAGACCAAAAAGUCCCACACAUCUACUCAUUUCCCUCUUUACCAAACCCAAAAAAAGAAAAAGAAAAACAGAGCACCAACAAACUCUCUUCAAAUUCACUCACAUUUCUGUCAAUAUGAACAUGAUCGACGAUCAACACCGUGGACCACCACACGCGGCCUUAUUAGCGGUGGUGGUGAUAGCAGUGAUGAUCGUUCCGUCAUUAAUCGGUGAAAAUGGCGAAGCGAUAACUGAAUUCAUCUCAGAACUUCUUACCCCAAUUGGAUUGCUCCUUUUGCCUAUAAUUUUACUUCUCACAAUUCAAUUUCUCUCAUCUGACAGUGGCUCAUUCGUUUCUAGUAUUUUUUCGAGUGGUGAGCCAAAUUCUAUUCAUCGUGCUAGUGGUUCCCCUGUUGGUGUUGCUCUUGUUCUUCUCCUUGUUCUGUUUCUUCUGUAUAAUCCAUUUUCGAUCUUUGGUGGUGGUGGUGAUGAUGAAGAUUGAAGUUACCGAAAUGACUGAGACGGAUUUAGAAUUUAAACUCUCAAUCACGAGACAUUUGAUUUAUACGAUUUGAGAUCUAUUAUUUUAUGUUGUUUUUUUUAAAAUACAUAUUUAAGGUUCAGGAAAUUUGAACUAAUAGGUUUAAUAUUUUAAGAUUUUUAGUAUUGAACUCAUUGUAUAUCUGAAAUUAUUAGAUGAAAUUUUACGUAUUUAUUGAAAUUUUAGUUAUUUUUUGCAUUUAGUAUUGCAUUAAGUAAUUGUUGCUACGUCCAAGUUGUGAUAGGUUGUAUGGAUAUUUCAUGGCAAUUGAAUCUCAAUGUUUUGUUUAUAGAUCUACAAGAUCUUUCACUAAGGUUUGUUAAAAAAAUUGUUUUGAAGGUUUUUUAUGUUUUUUUGGUUAAGCGUAUACGUAAUUAGGCCUCUUACUUGCUUAAUUGUAAUUAUUAUUAUCAUAAGAAAGUCAUUUCUACCUUUAAAA
Molecule: messenger RNA, 981 nt
Organism: Solanum dulcamara
Lineage: Eukaryota; Viridiplantae; Streptophyta; Magnoliopsida; Solanales; Solanaceae
Exons: 1
Coding region: 138-503 (121 amino acids)
Source: RefSeq, a predicted model, not a curated record